Oryza sativa Japonica Group (Japanese rice) is the source of this 5439-nucleotide messenger RNA. Lineage: Eukaryota; Viridiplantae; Streptophyta; Magnoliopsida; Poales; Poaceae. The record is from RefSeq and is a predicted model, not a curated record.
CGUUGGUCGCCGCUAUCCUCUCGACGCGUGCCCCUUCUCCAUCCCCUAUCUGACCAUCAGCGACGGAGCAACGAUAGUGCUCUGCCAUGGGCGUACGACGACGACGGGGCUGGCUACGGCUGCUGCUCCACUACGCGGAGAGCCCUAUGAGGACCAGGGGAGGCUGCGCUCUUGGAUUGGUGUCUCUCCCACAUCACGUCUUGCUUUGGGGGGAGGGAGGGGGCAUCUUUGCCUCCCUCAGCUACUUCUCGCUAAGGUUGCGGGCUCCAAUUGGCGUCUCUCCCACACAUCGCAUCUUCUUUUGGGGGGAGGGAGGGGGGCAUCUUUGCCUUCGUCAGCUAAUGCUCGCUAAGAAAUGACAUGGAGCCAUCCAGAUUCGUUCGCAUCUGCCCGCGGAAGCGUCCACAUGGUACUUGGUGAUAUCAUUAUAGUUUCGUAUGCAAGCCUCGGAGUUAGCAAGGCCAUUAGCGAUCCUUUUUUUCCCUGAUUCACACUUUUGCUCACCAAUAGAUGGGUCCUCCAUAUCAUCUGCUGCCAAUAAGCACUUAGAGCUCACGGGUGGUGUGUCAUGUGCCAUAGAUGAGCCGUCAUCAUCCCACGGUGCCACUGGGUUCUCAAUGCUCACGGGUAGUUCAUCAUGCACUAUAGGGAGUUGUGGAGCUGGCCACAUUCAGUCUUCUCGACCCAACAGAGAUCAUUUUUGCCCAAUAGUGCCAGCACGUGUUGCUCGAGUGAACCGGGAAAAAAGACAGGCCGCUAGGAAAAUGCGUCUUAUUUUGCGACAAGAACAUGUGCCGCGUUCACUGUCGAUGAGAUUCACAUAUUCCAUACCAAAGGAGCACAUGCAAAUUCUUAAAGGUUUCCUUUCCGCUCUUAUAGCUACGUACCCAGAUCGCUCCUAUUAUGGUGGCCCUGACUAUGAAUGCAAUCAUUGUGGUGCAUUAUUUUGGUACCAAGAAAGGGUUGUUAGCCAGAGCUCGCACAGAGCCAAGAGGAUUGCAUACAAUCUGUGUUGUCGUGGUGGAAAGAUCUCCUUACCCGCACCCAAGCCUUUUCCUCCUAUCUUACAAGACUUGAUUCGUUUUGAUGGCGGUGCCCAUUCCAACUCUUUCAUGCGACUCAUCAGGCAAUAUAAUUCAUUAUUUGCAUUCACAUCGCUUGGGGCUAACAUUGAUAGGAGCAUAAACACUGGUCCGGGGCCUUAUGUUUUCAUAUCAAUGGUGUUGUCCAUCACAGAAUUGGUUCUCUGGUUCCUGCUCCUGGACAACGUCCGGAAUUCGCCCAGCUGUACAUAUAUGACACCGCCAAUGAGCUCCAGAAUAGGCUUAAUAUUUUUGAUCACACUGAUAAUCCUGGGGAUGUCCCUGAUCCUGUUAUUGUGCAAGAGCUUAUCUCGAUGCUUGAUCAGUUCAAUCCUCUUGUGCAGCAGUUCCGUCUUGCUCGAAACAAGCUGCUUUCUUCAAGUGCUCCUGAGAUUGCUAUCAAGCUCAUUGGGUCAGGCCAUUCUCAGAGUGACCGUUACAGCCUUCCCACCACCUCUGAGUUGGCAGCACUGAUUAUACCUAGUGCAUCUUGUGAGGUAUCAAAGUUUGAUGUCAUUGUGCAGAAGCAUUCAGGUGAGUUAUGUCAGUUGUCACCUAUUCAUCCAGCCCUUAUGUCAUUGCAGUACCCGCUUCUAUUCCCAUAUGGUGAUGUGGGUUUUCAUACUGGUAUCAAGCUUAGAGAGGUAGAUGAUCAGCCACCCGGUAGUCACGACGAAGCAUCGAUGCUUGAAUUUUAUCGGUACGAGUCCCACUAUCGAAAGGAUGAGCCCAAUCCAUUCACCUGUUGUGGUAGGCUUUCUGAUCAGCUCGCUGUGAAUGCUUUCUCAUGUAUAGAGACAUCUCGACUCAUAUACCAUGCCCUCAACCAGAAAAAACUUCGCUCUGAGACACAUCAAGGUAUAUCUGAUGCUGUUGCUAGGGGAGACAGUGAUGGAAAGGAUGUUGGCACCAAGUAAUUUUGCCAUCAAGUUUCAUAGGAGGAAGGCGAUACAUGGUUCAAAACUACCAUGAUUCAAUGGCAAUCUGCCGUUCUUACGGUCCUCCUCAAAUAUUCUCAACUUUCACCUGCAAUUCUAAAUGGCCAGAGAUUAUUGAAGCUAUUCGUUUUGAGGCAGGGCAAAAACCAAGUGAUAGAAGUGAUAUGGUCACACGUGUUUACCAUAUGAAGCUAGAUGAGUACAUCACAUCUAUUAAGAAUGGAGAAGCCUUCGGUCCCAUAAAAGCUGUUGUGUACACUGUUGAGUUCCAAAAAAGAGGAUUGCCGCAUUCCCACACAUUAACAUGGCUCACAGCUCAAUCUGAAGAUCCUUCACCUGCAUUCAUUGACAACCUAAUCUGUGCUGAGAUACCAGAUAUAACAGCUGAUAGGUGUGGGUUGGUCUUGUUGAUGAAUUCAUGAUACAUGGCCCAUGUGGUGAGCACAAUCCAAGCAGCCCUUGCAUGAAGGAUGGUCGGUGUUCAAAGGGCUAUCCAAAACAGUUCUGUGAUGUUACUACCAUAGAUGAUGAUGGAUAUCCUAUUUAUCGAUGACGCAAUGAUGGCUGCUAUGUGGUGAAGAAUGGUGUUUCACUAGAUAACCGGUGGGUUGUCCCUUAUAAUCCAGCUCUUCUGAAGAAAUUCCAAGCUCAUAUCAAUGUGGAAUGGUGCAAUAAAACAUACCUUAUCAAGUACCUUUUUAAGUAUAUAAAUAAGGGAAGUGAUUCGACUAUGUUCGUUUUCAGCCACAGGACUUCAGAAAAGACAGAGGCUCAUACUGCUAGCAAUGGAGGCAUAGAUGAGGUUAUGCAACACAUCAAAUCCAGAUACCUAUCAACUUGUGAAUCAUUCUGGAGAUUAUAUGGUUUUGAGAUCCAUGGAAGGAGUCCUUCUGUUGAACGCCUCAUUGUGCACUUGCCGAGCAUGCAGUUCGUGACAUACCAUGAUGGAGCUGACCUUGAAGAGGUCAUAGAAGACCCUGAUUCCUCUAGAACAAUGCUUACUGAAUGGUUGCUACCAACCAACGUCACAUCUUUGCCAGGGAUCUCACCUAUUGUGAAUUUCCUACCAAGUUUAGCUGGGAUCCUGAGAAGAAAGUUUGGACAAAGCGUAAAAGAGGAACCAAGAUAGGGAGAUUAAGGCACAUCCAUCCAAGUACUGGGAGCCGUUCUACCUUAGAAUGUUGCUCAUGGUAGUUCGAGGAUGUAUGAGUUUUGAAGAUAUUAGGACAUAUGAAGGUGUGCUGUAUGGCACCUAUCGUGAAGCCUGUCAGGCACGUGGUCUCAUUGGUGAUGACGCUGAAUGGGAUCACCUCUUUGAGGAGGCAGUUAUCUGGGCUACUUCAUACCAGCUCAGGAACCUUUUCAUGACUGUACUAGCACACUGUGAUGUAGGUGAUGUUAGGGUUUUGUUUGAUAAGUACUGGAGAUACAUGGUAGAUGAUUUUGCUUACAAGUUAACCAAAGCUCUUGGAGUACAGCGCACAGCUAUUCCAGAAGUUAUGUUGCAGGAUACCUUGCUCAAAGAGUUGGAUGCCAUGUUCUCAAAUAAUGGCUUAUCAAUCUCAUCAUACAAUUUGCCAACACCAGUUGAUUGUUCAGGAUCCAGUGCAGCAAACAGGCUUAUCUUAGAAGAUCUUAGCUUUAACCAACAUAGCCUCCAUCAAGAAUCUUUGUCCAUGUAUGCCAGCUUGAACAAUGACCAGAAGAUGAUAUAUGACAAGAUUUUUGACAGGAUAGACCAUCACGAAAAGUGUAUUUUUUUUUAUAUCUGGACAUGGUGGAACGGGGAAGACAUUCUUGUGGAAUGCUAUUAUGGCAAACCUGAGAUCAAGAGGUGAAAUUGUUCUUGCAGUUGCCUCUUCUGGGGUUGCAGCUCUACUCAUGCCUGGUGGAAGGAUUGCUCAUUCAUGGUUUCGGAUACCUAUAGAUAUACAUGAUCGGUCGAUGUGUGCUAUUCGUAGAGGGACAAUCCUAGGAGAUCUUAUUAGGAAAGCAUCAUUGAUUAUAUGGGAUGAGGCGCCUAUGACACACAAGCUGUGCUUUGAGGCAUUGGAUAGAACUCUACGAGAUAUUCAAUCCGCUGAUGAACCAGCUAAUGAAUAUAAGCCUUUUGGAGGUAAACCCAUUUUACUUGGUGGUGAUUUUAGGCAAGUCUUACCGGUGAUUGAGAAAGGUACAAGAGCUGAUGUGGUAGAUGCUUCGCUGGUUAGGUCUGCACUAUGGAAGCAUGUUGAAGUCUUACACCUUACCACUAACAUGAGGCUACAUAAUCCAUCCCUGUCGCAGCAAGCCAGGGGUGAAUUGGCAGAGUUUGCUAAAUGGGUUCUUGACAUUGGUGAGGGUCGUGCUCCCAUGAACAAAAGACAAGGUGAGGUUGAGAGGACAUGGAUAGAGAUACCUAAGGAGUUGCUGCUUACUCCCUGCGGUGACAAGAUUACAGCUAUAAUUGAUGCUGUGUACCCAGAUUUUGAAUUGAACUAUGACUGCAUUCCUUACCUUUCUCAGCGUGCAAUUGUCUGUCCUGUCAAUACAGUUGUUGAUGAGAUUAAUGAUAAUAUGCUUGCUAAAGUGCCUGGGGAUGCAAAGGACUAUCUUAGCAGCGACACUAUUUCAAAUACACUUGAAAAGCCUGUAGAUUUUGAUCUAUUGUACCCCAUAGAAUUUCUAAACUCAAUAUCCAUAAACAAUUUCCAGGAACAUCGCAUAUCCCUCAAAAUUGGUUCAGCUGUAGUCCUGCUUCGCAACAUUAACCAAUCACUCGGCCUUUGCAAUGAGACAAGAUUGAUGGUCAUCCGACUCAGUGAUUAUGUUUUCGAGUCCAAAAUCAUGACUGGCACAAAUAUUGGCCAGCUGGUCUGUAUUCCAUGGAUUGUCCUAAGUGGGAACAGUCCAAAGUGGCCUUUCACGCUCCAGCGAAGGCAGUUCCCAAUUAGGCUAUGUUAUGCAAUGACAAUAAACAAAUGCCAAGGGCAAACUUUGGGGAAUGUUGGUGUAUACCUCAGAAACCCUGUCUUCACACAUGGUCAGCUAUAUGUCGCUGUUUCGCGCGCUACAUCGAAGCAAGGCCUCAAGUUGUUGAUAGAGGAUGAUGAUGGCAAGCCUUGUUCCACUACCAGGAACAUCGUCUACACUGAAAUAUUAUCGUUGCUAUAGAUUAAUCUUAUUGUCAGUUUGUCACUGUGACUGCGGCUAGGAAACUUUGCUCCUUUUGUUCACCUGUUUCUUCUAUGAUCCCAUUUCUCCGUGUUACUGUUUGCUUGUGUAACUUAAGCAAGAACUCAUGGUCAUACAGUGUUCUAUCCACAAUGACUAUCCAUAUUUUUGGUUUUCGCUAUUUGUUACUGCUUUCUUUUUACCCUUCAAUGAGUUGUUGUUCAUACUUGUGUUCUUCCUAUUUGACCAGUUGAUUGUUGCAGUGU